This is a messenger RNA of Lymnaea stagnalis (great pond snail), 8449 nucleotides long. Lineage: Eukaryota; Metazoa; Mollusca; Gastropoda; Lymnaeidae. The record is from the annotation of a GenBank genome assembly.
ACUUCCAGUCGCCAUCUCGACCUUCGUAGUUUGCGUUUGGUAGUAAUAAAAUGGACAAUAAAGAAGAUUAUCUUGAUGCUCUGACAGGUCCUUUUUUGUUUGUUUGUACACCCUUUUUGGAUUAUUAAACUUCGUAUUUAUCUAAAUAAAUUUCAGAAACAACAAUGAAGUCAGUGUAUUUUAAGCUGCUGCUACUGAUAUUUAACAUGUACAUUUUUAAAUUUUUUUAGCUUACUCGAGGAACCCAACGCCGGAAAUACCCCCGAUUCUUGAACAGUAUUUGAACGGAGUAGCAAAAAAUGGAGAAACCCUGUAAGUUUUUGUAGUAGUGCUUAUUAAAAUGGCUAGGCCUGCCACUGCUACAAUAAGAAAUGAAAAAUGAACAGCCUAAUUAUAAUUUAUAGACCUAUGCCGAAGGCGAAGCCUAAUCCCCCUUUAGUUUUUAUUUAUGUGGUGUAGUUCAUUUUUACAACACAUCCUAAAUCCUAAGAAUUAAAACUUAUUUCUAAAAUAAACGACCGGAAUGUCAUAUCCUUAGCCUUAAACUGCUAAUAAAUUAAUAAAGUUUAUGAAGGUGUAUUAAAUUCAUUAAAAGAAAAUUUUACCAGUUGACAAUGACAAAAAUGCCAUGCUUCUUAAAUAUUCUGUUUUAAAGAUACACAUUGACAUUACACCUUAUUCACAUCAUGUGCUUAGUUGUACAGAAAUAUAAAGUCCACUAAAAAAAUAAUCAAAUUGUAAAAACACUGGUGCCCAAUGCCCCGCUCUCCAUAAAUAAAUCACAAGAUGAAUUUUUCGGACUCUUUAUUAUUAUAGAAAUUCAUGUCCAUGUUUUUAACAUUUGAAAUUAUAUCUAAAUUAUUGUUGGGCAACUUUGACACAUUUUUUUUUGUUCUACCUAGGGAAUUUUUGAGAAGGUAAAAAGUAGAAAAUAUUUAAAUUUUAAAAGCUAAUUGCCUAGCUUAUUUAAAAACUCUAAAUUAUGAGAUAAGUCUAUUAAAAAAAAAAAGGAAAGUACUAGUGGAGUCUAAAUUUUCAAUAAUUGGCAUAUGACUCGGCACUAAUUUAAAUUAUAGGCCUCAUUGUUAUAUAAUGUUAUGGCAUGGACUGGGACCAUUUAAAACUGGUCAUUGGCGGGAGGCUGCAUGGGCAUGGAUUUUAUAAUUAUUGUUUUUGCUCUUUUAACUUUAUUUUAUUUAUCCUUAUGAUACAUGACAUUGAGCCAACUUAGUUUUUUUUAAUGGGAAUAUUAGCAGUCACAGAAAAAAUGUUUUAUAGUAUAUUAAAGAGUAUAACCCUACCCAUCUAUGAUGCACCCCCACCCCCAAACUUUUUCAUUAAAGUUCUAAAAUGUCAUGUUCACUUAAAAUGCAAUCUGUUUAUCUUGUUCCAUAACAUGACUUUUCCCCGAAACAUAAGGUUAUAACCUAUUAUGGCCUAUAAAACACUAACUUCAAUAACUUUAUCGAGACAGACAGUAUUUAUUUUUUAAAUUUUAAUUCAGUUCAGUGUUAGUGUAACUUACAGGAAUUACUAGAGGUAGCUUAAUUAACCUGUGCACUAUCGUUAAUAACUUUGAGAUGGCUAUCAUCUGAAUACAGUUUUUAUAAAACUGCUUUUCAUUUUCAUUUAUGUAAAAAUUGAAAACUUGAUGAAAAUCAGAUAUUAAAUUAAAGAUAAAGAAGCUAGUUUUAUUCAAAGGAUUUAAUUUUUAACCAAGAAGAAAACAUGUUAGAGUGCUCAUGCAGCAAGGGGGAGCGCAUUCAUAAAUUUUUCUUGUUUCUAGACCUAUAGAUUGUUUUCCUGGUAAUAUAAAAAAAAUGUGAAUUCCUAACUUAUCAUUUUUUACACUAUGUUUCUCACAUUAUAUACAGUUACCUAGGUAAAUGUUUUUUCUAUAUUGCUAUACUGAAUUUUGUAUUCCAAAGUUAAUUUCCCUUUUUUUUCCUUCAAGUUUUCAUUGGCAACUCCUUAAGCCACUUAUUGUUGGAAAGAUGGAGAAAGUCAUUGGGGAAUUAAAAAAAGGACUAAGCUCUGAGAUCAUCCCCACCAGACCAAAUGUGGAAAACGUGCGUUUUGAAGUUAUGCAUGGGCGAAUUAUGGAAUCACUGCAAAAAUUCAAUGGGUGAGUAAUUAAAAAAUUGAAUGAUUUGGAUUGUGUUAAACCUUUUAUUGGUUAAAAAAAGGGCAGCACCAAUGAUCCCUUCUAAGAUGUGCUGCUUUUCUUUUAAUGUUUAUUAUUAUUUAUUUUUAUUUUAUUUAAGACUUUGAGCACUACAUUUUGAUCAUAAUUUUCAAACCCAUUAGUUAUAAAUUUCUAUGUAUUAUUGUUUCUUAUUUUGUCUUGUCUUCUGAAGAAGACAUUUAGCAGAAAUGUCCUUGUAAUUGUCCAGUUUUAUUUUUCAAGCAUAAACAUAUCUUGUUGCACUAUUUAUUUACAUUUCCUGCCACCAGAUGCUUUCAAAAGUUGUACCUUUCUAGUGUCUCUUGAAUAAAAUUUAGAAAAACUGUCUAACGCACUGAGAGAGUGACAGCAAGGAUUUCACAACCUUAUUUUAAUUUUAUUACACAGCACUUAGAUAGAUUUUUAAAAAUAUUUUACAAAAAAUCCAUUAAAUAUCCAAAUUAUUGUCAAUAUAUUAUCAAUGAUAUUAUAUUUGUGAACAUCUGUAUGUAAACAAAUAAAUUAUUAUUUGCUUGGUGCAUGCUGUAAAGUAGAACUAUUUUAUUUGAGUAUGCAAAAACAGACCAUUAAGUUAAAAAAUAAAUAUAAAUUCCACCAAUUUGAUUUCAUAACAAUAAAUAGAUGUGUUACUUGGAAUUAUUUCCCAUUCUUGUCUUGAAUUAGAAAAACAGUUGUUUUUGCUUUUUCUGACUCCAAAAUCCAGAGUGAAUUAAUUUAUGAAGAAUUUUUCACUGCUUCAUUUCAGUGCUCCAUUUACAAUUCAAAGGUUAUGUGAACUACUUAUUGAUCCAAAGCAACACUACAAACGUAGCGAUAAGUUCAUGAGAGGACUGGAAAAGGUAAAGAAGUCUUUGUCAAAAUUUUUUUAAUUUAAGGUGGUUAUUUUUCUUUUAGGCUUCAUCCAUACAACACAUAUUCAUUGAUGGGGGUGGGGUGGAGACUUGUUCGUAUUUGUUAAUUUAGCAUACAGGUACAAGUGGGUAGAGAAAAAUAAACAUAGAAAAAUGUCAGUAUUUUCAAUUUGUAAUGAUAUGGAUAUUGACUACCUUAUGAACAGCCUAUUGGAUACAAAUUAUUUUUUUAAAGAAGUUUACACCCCAACAGUCAUCGUCGUUUCGCUCCCCCCCCCCCCCCCCCCCCCCCAUUAAAGUUUCCAAAGUAGCACUGAAGCUACAUAACGAAGACAUGUAUUUGAGACUUCGUUGGUUAAAUUAUUAACUCAGCUUUGCAAUUCUGAAAAAUAUUUAUGUAGCCAUGGUCUUACACAAACCGUUAAAAAUGAUUUGAUUUUUAUAUAAUUUUUUAUAUUAGAUGUAGAUAGCAUAACGUAACCUUUUGUUUCCCCAGAAUGUUUUGGUGGUCAGUACAGUUGAUCCGUUUGGAAAGUAUGUGAUCAUCAUUUUUUUCUUCUCCUUUUUCAUUUUUUUAAUCCGCAACAAUAAUAAGCAAUAGGUAAUGCUUUAGAGCUUUCAAAAUAUCUGUAUAUUCUAUCAACUCUAAUAGACAAUAGAAACAAUUAUAUUGUCCUUUAAACAUAUAGUGUGAUUUAUUUCAGGAAAAUUGUGUCAGAGUCUGUGAAUAAGCAUCUAGUCAAUGGCAUGGACACAAAUGGAUCUCCCUUUUUCCCCCGUGACUCAAAUAUUAGCUCCAAUUUGCCCCCUGUACCAGGAUGGGUAACUUCAGCAGUCACAGUUCCUCCACGAAAUACAAGUAGUCCAAAUUUGGGAUCUUUUGAAGAUCAGAAGCCGACGCAGGUGCACACUUAAAUUUUAUUUCACCUCACAUAUUCUACCUGAAUGUAAUUUAACAUAAUUUUCAAUUAAUUAAUUUUGUUUGAUGAAGAAUUAUUUUUCUCUUCUAAAUGAAUAUAGCUUAACUGAAUAUUUAAAAUUGUGUUGAAUUAGAUUAAUCAAGAAUUCUAAGACAUAUUUGUAAUUUUUUUUUUUAUAUCUGAAUAUUUCUUAAGGUGCCACCCCAGGAUGCUAACCUUACAACAAAUGGUGUCGCUAGUGGUUUAGUAAGCUCAUUGUACACUGAUAAUGGAGAGCAACCAUUGGCUGUCCAUGCUGAAGAAGUUGUUGAAGAAACAAUAGUAGGUUUUUCUUUUUAUGUACGGUUACAGACUUAUUAGGAUAUUUGUGAAUCUCUAGGUUUAAAAUAGCAAUUCUUUAACUUGUUCAUUCUGCAACUCAUCAGAUGAUUUAGUAAGCUAGGUGGCUUUACUUUAGUGGACUAGAAUUAUGAUUGGGAUUGUUUUAUAAGUCUUAAAUAAUUCUUAAUAAUUUUUUUAGGUAACAAUGGACCCAACUGAAGUUGGUCCUGUUGCAACAGAUGGUGGAGAAGCCAUGGCAGAAGAUGAAGAGGAAGAAGAAAUUGGAGGUGAUGACACGAAUGCCUCGUCCACUUCAUCAUCAUCUUCUUCUUCAGAAGAUCUAUCACCCUCUGAUGCAGGUAAAAGAACUGCUCACUCUUAUAAUUUCGGCAUACCAUGUAUGAUUUUGAGAUGUCUUUUACAUUUGAACUACAAAUUUAAGAGACGGGGUUUAAAAAAUAUAUUCCCAGUAAUUUUUCCGAUUUAAAAGAUGAAAAACAUUUUCAGUUGAUAGUUUCAACUUUUUUCCUCAUCUGGCGGUGAAUGAACAGAGAAAUGGAAUUGGUUGGGCACCAUCCAUAAUUAUACUAGGUACACACUGGGAGGACCAUAUGGUUGAUGUGGUAUUGACGUACGGGCGUAUAUAUGAGGGGGGUAGGAGGAGCAGUGAUGUCAUUUACCCCACCCCUUUCCUGAAUUUAUUAAGGAAUAGAAAUAUGCGUCUGUAUCUAGAACAGCAGAGAAAUCAAACAUAGCAAAAAUGAAAUAGAAAAAACACAUAAUAUUUGAAUGAAUUGCAUUCUUAACUGCUCUGCACAUUAGAUUUUGACAUAUAUUUUUUUUAUAAGAUCUAGAAAGCAGCUGUACAAUGUUAAUACCCCGGUUUGGUUCCAUAACUCCUUAUCCCAAUACAGCUUGCUAUAGGUAUUUGAGUAUAAUGUAUUAACGGAAAAUAAAAUAAAGCUUCUAGGAAGCCAAGGGCAAGGCACUUCCUUGCAUUUAAUUUUUUUUGUUGUUGUUAAAUUUCUAUGGAGGGGGGCUCACCCCUCCAUCCCCCUUCUUUCAGAUGACGGCACCAAACGCCAUCUACUUUGGGAAGGUGUCCAUAAGUUAGUGAAUAGUUCUACAAUCAGGAGCGUAGCUAAGGGUAGUACCACCCCAGGGCAACCCAAUAAUACCCCCCCCCCCCUUUUUUUUUUUUUACUGUUGCCAAAAUUGUCACCUUUGUAUAUAGAGGGGAAAAAAAUGGCAACUGUAUGUAUUUUUUAUUUAAUAUUUUGAUAGGAUAUUGUACGAUUUUGUUAUGGUGAAGUACUGUUCUAAAAUGAUAUUGCACUACUUUUGGAGUGAGUUCUGAGGGAAGAAUAACAAAAUGUCUCUUGAAUUUGAAUGUUUGAUGUAAUUAGCCAUUUUAAAUAAUAGUUUUGUAGUUUACCAUCACUUUUCAAGAGUUUCACACAUUGCAAUAUGUCCUUUUUCAUAGUAGAUACAGUAAUCAAACAAAAUAUUAAGUGGCAACAAUUAUUAAUUAACUCUCAUACUCUACAAAAAGAUUUCCAGAGACCAAAGGAGUUUAAAGAUAAUUUUAAUGGUCUAUGCUCCACUGGGAAUCAAAAAGAGGCUUUCAAAACACAUUUACUCAAGCAGUUAUUGGUGUUCAUAAUGUCCAGUUGGAUAAAUAAUUUUUGAUAUGAUGUAAAAGACUAGCGGUUCUCAACCUGUGGAUCACGAGUCUCGUCAAAGACCACCGGAAAACACAUAUACUCUACAUGUAUGACGUAGCAACAAAAAUAAUUUUUUCGUUGGGGUUAGCCACAACAUAAGGAACUUUAUUAAAGGGUUGCAGCAUUAGGUAUGUUGAGAACCACUGUAACAGACAGAACAUUUACCUUGAUAGCCACACAGCCCACUUUUUUCAGUUCACUCAAAAACACAUUUCUUUUAUUUUGAAAAAAUAUUAAUAAUUUAACGACAUAUUAAAAUAGCUAAAGGUGUGGUUUAAAUUGGACACACAUCAAAAUAUCAAUUUAUAUAUAUAUAUAUAUCAUUUAAUAUAUAUUUUGUAAUACUUAAAAAUAACUUUUGUAUCUUGAAUUCAGUGUUUCCCAUCAUGUGAUCAACUUUAUGUUAAAUGUAAAAUAAUGGCUAAUUCCUAUAACUCAUUACUAAAAGAAAAUAUAUUUGCAGUUGAAAGCACCACAGAAUCUAAAGAGCAAGUCAGUCCCAGGGACAGCAGCAUUCGACCGUGGGCUUCGAUUGCAAAUGUAGGAGAAAACAAAAAAGAGAUCAAUGCAAUUGUUGCAAACUCUGAAUCAAAUAGUGAGAAUUGCCCUGACGUUUGUACAUCAGAAUCCUCUAAACAGUUAACUCCAGCUAAAGCAUGUGCAGAUCUUGCAAGUCCAUCCCCACAACCAUCAGAUUCACUGGAUCAAAGUUUUGGUUUUGAGCCUACUGCUUUGAAAAAUAAAAAUGAAAAUAAAGAAAACCUAACUACUGAUAUAUCCCAACAAGUUUCAAAAAGUGUUGGUGUGGUUUCUUCCGAGUCAGCCGUUGCAGAUCAAGUGAAUCCUGACGCAGCCGAAGAGAUAUCUCCAGAAUCACAAAGUCAUGUUCGCACGUAUGCUGAGGUUGCGGCAUCAGCUUCAAGAAUUUCAGAAGUUGAACCAAUUCAUAACAGUGUAGCUGGCUUGGAGAGACUUGUGGACUCUGUGGAAACUAAGUCAUUACCAGCCAGGGUAAACAUCUCUCAGUCAUUGCCACUUAUCACUCAGUCAGACUCGCCUUCAUCAUCAUUGGACUCUGAUGAGCCAAGGGCAAAACGAUUCAAAUUUUCAAAUGAACCAUCAACCACAUCAGAAGUACCAGUAACUGAAUUGGUGGCUUCUUCUUCUGAAUUAUCAACUUUGGCAGAACCUGAUCUGCCCUUAUCUGACGGUCAUUCUCUCUCAUCAGACAUAACUACAUCUGUCUGUGAUGACAGAAGAUUAGCAGACACAACAAAUGGCGAUGCUGCACUGCCUGAUAUUGUUACAUCUAACCGAACGUCAGAACAAACGAUUGAAAAUCUUACAGAUGUAUCUUGCAGCUCAGAAGAUGCAGAAUCUCUAACUUCAUCUUCUGUUGAACUUGGUGGCGGGGAUACCGUUGGUCAGAGCAGAGAGGAUCUUACAUCUUCACCUCCAUCCCAUCUAUCAUCCUCGAGUGAUAGUCAGGGAUUUGAUGUUUGUGGAGAUACGUUAAGGAAGACAAAUGAAAAACAAGAUGAAUCUGUUUCUGAAGAAGAGAUCUCAUCUCAACCUUGAUAUAAAAAUAUCAUUACUUGUAUGUGUAAACAGAUGUUAUGUUGAUGGAAAAAGGAUUUAACCAAUGUCAAAGCUAGUAGUAUGUGAAAAUACAGACAAAAAUCUGUUUUGUAUUGGUAAGACAAAACCGUGAAAAUACAUGUCUGACGAGAGCAGGAGAAUUUAUGAAAGUGAUGUUUGUAAUUCCUCAGUUAGGAUGGUGCAAUAUUAUAAGUGGAUUAAUUUAUUCAAGAAUAUUGUUACCAGUUUUAAAAGAUAACUUUUCUUACAUUGAGACAAAGCAGAAAGACAAUCCAAACAUUUUUAAUUAGUGUGUUGUUGCCAGCAAAGCAUUUGGUGUGAAAAAUUCAUCCUGAAGAAAUUAAUACUUCUGCGUUUAGUUUGGCACAGUUAAAAAGGCAGCAGAAUAAUGUCUCCAGUGGGGUUAACGGUGCAAGUAAUUAUUUGGAAUUUUUAAAAUGGAUUAAGCAAUCUUAUUGCAUAAUUUAAUUUUGAGGAGGUCUUAACUUCAUAACAGGUAUGGUUUUAAUCUUAUUUUAUCCAGAGCACUUGUGACUUAAUCCCCAUUGGUUGAUUUAUUGCAUGGUCUAUUUGACCUUAUGAUUGCUAAGUUGUAUAUCUGGUCAAUUGAAUAAAAGUAAUAAAAUUCAAUUAAAAGUUUUUUUUAAUUUAGAAAUUAUCUAUAAUGCUUUGUGUUGAUUUCAUUUGAGGUCUGUUUAAUCAAAUGGUAACUUUAGUUUCCAACUCCCUCUUUCAUUUCAAGGCAUGAAUUUGUUUUAUUUUGAAGUGUGGUAUCAAAGUGUCCCAAAUGUUUGUGUAUUCUUCACUAUAUUCAGUUAAAACUAGUCCCUCAUCACAGAGGGAUUAAUC